Mugil cephalus (flathead mullet) is the source of this 9309-nucleotide messenger RNA. It is a transcript of the gene mast2, whose product is annotated as microtubule associated serine/threonine kinase 2. NCBI's taxonomy places the organism in Eukaryota, Metazoa, Chordata, Actinopteri, Mugiliformes, Mugilidae. The record is from RefSeq and is a predicted model, not a curated record. Gene Ontology annotation, molecular function: protein serine/threonine kinase activity; protein binding; ATP binding. Gene Ontology annotation, biological process: peptidyl-serine phosphorylation; intracellular signal transduction. Bases 1214 to 6997 code for a protein of 1927 amino acids. Gene Ontology annotation, cellular component: microtubule cytoskeleton. The transcript is spliced from 31 exons.
UCCCUCCAUUCAUCGCCAGCAGCCUCGCGCCUGAUUGGUCGCCUCGGCAGAGAAAGAGGGAGAGAGGAGGGUGAGCGGGGGAGGAGUCGGAGCAUGUGAGCAUACUGACACAUCAGAGAGAGCAAAGGACAGCAACAACACGGCAGAGAUUUUCUAGAGGAAGGAAAACGAAUCUGCUCGUCUACUUCUUCACACCUCCUGGACCUCACCCCCCACUCCCACGACUUCCUGCAGCCUUUUAUUUUUUUUGGAGGAACACUUGAGGCAGAAGGAUGCAGGAGAAGACGGGGAUGAAGAGAUGACUGGUGUUUUGUGCGCUGGGGUUGCAUGUGGAGUGUUUUGUGGGAGUCCCUGAGCUCCCGCUGGCUUUAACCAGAUGGAAUCUGGCCCGGCCGGUUGGCAUGGAGAUGGAUGCAAGGUGCCUCCUCGCUCAGUAGACCGCUGCCGCCGCCGCCGCUAGCAAACAAACGCACUCUUGUUUCCAGUCCGUGUGUCGUCGAGCGGCUCCGAGCGUGGGCAGCGUGCGUUUACAGCUUUUAUCUUCGUUUUUAACAAAACAAGUGAUUAAAGCUGAGCAGGACUCCCACAUGACACCUCCUCUGAAGGAGGUUUUUUGGUUUCCAGCCUUUUUACUGCUCGACUUCUAAUUAAGCCAGAGGGCAGCAAGCUGGUGCCUUCCCCAUUUAUGUUUUUUGCCUCCCUCCCGUCCUCUCCAUCCCAACCCCCGGGGCCCCAUUGUCGGCGUUAAUUUCUAUCGCGAGCUGCCUAUGAAUAAUGGAAGGAGCGGAGUCUCCUCUGGACUAGUGCCUUAGCGGGUGAGAGGAGGGUUGGAGAGCGGACGGACUCCAGCUAGGAGGGGUGUGUCCAGCGCUGAACGGAUGAAUGAACGAGCAGCCGACGGAGGCCGAGCUCAGGAACGACAACGAAACUGGAACAAAUCAGAGCACGACAACUCUGAAGCCUCGGAGCAGAAAGUCCCGGCGGCUUUGACCCGGAUCCUCUUUAAAGAACCAAACCGGGUUCUUGUGCAGCUUGAGAUUUAACGAAGAAACCAAUGAGAGCUUUUAAUUAUCGAGCAGGAAAAUAAACUUUUUGUGCAUCUGACAGCUGAUGGGAAGAGAAAGGAGAAGAGAGGGGAAGACGGACUUCCUAGAAAGUGCCUGAACUUUGUAGUUUUGUGAAAACCAAAAAGGAAAAGAGAGCUUGAGCACACAUGAUCAUGGAUGACUCGAGUAUUUUGAGGCGCAGAGGUCUGCAGAAGGAGCUGAGCCUUCCCAGAAGAGGCAGUUUAAUCUGGUCGCCGUCUCAGCUGCGUUGCCACGGCAACAGCAGCCUCAUCCAGCACCUGCUGUCCCCCACUUCCUUUCAUCCCUCCGUCGUUCAGCCCCACUCCUCCUUCUCCUCCUCCUCUUUCUCCUCCUCCUUCUUCCCCCCCCUCUCCUCCUCUGACGGGCCCCUCUCGGCCCCUGUUCACCAGCGAGGAAACCCCUUCCUCUGGAGCUGCCGGGCGAGUAACAGGAAGAGUCUGAUCGUGACGUCCAGCACGUCCCCCACCCUCCCACGACCGCACUCCCCCCUGCACGGACACACAGGUACCAGUCCUCUGGACAGCCCCCGCAACUUCUCCCCCAACACAGCCGCUCACUUCUCCUUCGUUCCCGCUCGCAGUCACGGACACAGGGCUGACAGGACGGAUGGAAGACGCUGGUCUCUGGCUUCGCUGCCGUCCUCUGGAUAUGGAACAAACACUCCCAGCUCCACGGUCUCGUCCUCCUGUUCAUCUCAGGAGAAGCUGCACCAGUUGCCCUUCCAGCCGACGCCCGACGAGCUGCACUUCCUCACCAAGCACUUCAGCUCCGAGAGCAUCACGGACGAGGAGGGACGCCGCUCCCCCGCCAUGAGACCGCGCUCCCGCAGCCUCAGUCCCGGCCGCUCGCCCGUCUCCUUCGACCACGAGAUCAUGAUGAUGAACCACGUGUACAAGGAGCGUUUCCCCAAGGCGACGGCUCAGAUGGAGGAGCGUCUGGCCGAGCUGCUCUCGUCCUCGGCCCCGGACAAGGUUUGCCCGCUGGCCGACGGCGUGCUGAGCUUCAUCCACCAUCAGCUGAUCGAGCUGUCCAGAGACUGCCUGGAGAAAAGCCGCGAGGACCUCAUCACCUCCCGCUACUUCUACGAGCUGCAGGAGAACCUGGAGAAGCUGCUGCAAGACGCUCACGAGCGCUCGGAGAGCGUCGAGGUCACGUUCGUCACGCAGCUCGUCAAGAAGCUGAUGAUCAUCAUCGCUCGGCCGGCUCGUCUGCUCGAGUGUCUGGAGUUUGACCCUGAGGAGUUCUACCACUUGUUGGAAGCGGCUGAGGGUCAUGCGAAGGAAGGUCAGGGCAUCAAGUCUGACAUCCCCCGAUACAUCAUCAGCCAGCUGGGCCUGACCCGGGACCCUCUGGAGGAAAUGACGCAGCUGAGCAGCUACGACAGCGGGAACCCAGAGACCCCAGAGACGGACGAUUCGACCGAUAGUCGAGGAACCACAGUCCCUGCAGCCCCCCCCCAGCCUAAAACCAAAGCCCCCCGAGAGGAAGACUUUGAAAACAUCAAGCUCAUCAGUAACGGAGCAUACGGCGCCGUGUUCCUCGUGCGCCACAAAGAAACCCGGCAGCGAUUCGCCAUGAAGAAGAUCAACAAGCAGAACCUGAUCCUGAGGAACCAGAUCCAGCAGGCCUUCGUGGAGCGGGACAUCCUGACGUUUGCCGAGAACCCGUUCGUGGUGUCCAUGUUCUGCUCCUUCGAGACCCGGAGGCACCUGUGCAUGGUGAUGGAGUACGUGGAGGGAGGAGACUGCGCGACGCUGCUGAAGAACAUCGGAGCUCUGCCCGUGGACAUGGCUCGUAUGUACUUCGCCGAGACCGUCCUCGCUUUAGAGUAUCUGCACAACUACGGCAUCGUCCACAGAGACCUCAAACCUGACAAUCUCCUCAUCACAUCCAUGGGACACAUCAAACUCACCGACUUCGGCCUCUCCAAGAUCGGUUUGAUGAGUCUGACCACGAAUCUGUACGAAGGCCACAUCGAGAAAGACACCAGAGAGUUCCUGGAUAAGCAGGUGUGCGGCACUCCGGAGUACAUCGCCCCAGAGGUGAUCCUCCGCCAGGGCUACGGGAAGCCGGUGGACUGGUGGGCCAUGGGCGUCAUCCUGUACGAGUUCCUGGUCGGCUGCGCUCCGUUCUUCGGGGACACGCCGGAGGAACUGUUCGGUCAAGUCAUCAGCGAUGAGAUCAUCUGGCCGGAGGAGGACGAAGCUCUGCCUCAGGAAGCUCAGGACCUCAUCACCAAGCUGCUGAGACAAAAUCCUCUGGAGAGACUGGGAACAGGCAGCGCCUUCGAGGUGAAGCAGCACCCGUUCUUCACAGAGCUGGACUGGAACAGCCUCCUGAGGCAAAAAGCCGAGUUCAUCCCUCAGCUGGAGUCCGAGGACGACACCAGCUACUUUGACACUCGCUCCGACCGCUACCACCACGUGGACUCGGAGGACGAGGACGACACCAACGACGAGGAACACGUGGAGAUACGACAGUUCUCCUCCUGCUCGCCUCGAUUCAGCAAGGUCUACAGCAGCAUGGAGCGUCUGUCUCUGCACGAGGAGAAGAGGACGCCUCCUCCCACGAAGCGCAGCCUCAGCGAGGAGGGAGGAGAUCGCCUGGACAGCCUGAGCGGACUGAAGUCCAGAGACCGGUCCUGGCUGGUGGGGUCUCCAGAGAUACUCCGGAAGCGUCUCUCAGUGUCCGAGUCGUCCCACACGGAGAGCGACUCCAGCCCCCCGCUGACGGUGAGGAGGCGCUGCUGCUCCGCCAUCAUCGAGAUGCCGCGCUUCGCCAUCUCCUCGGAGGAGGAAGGAGGCCAGGGACCAGGUGGAGCCGGGAGCCGUAAGAGUCCCAGUCUCCUGGGCCCGGGUGCAGUGAGGGGUCCACGAAGCGACGAGCUCCCGCUCGCCAUCCCAGAGCUCCCGGUGGAGCGAGAGCUGAAGCUGGACGAGUCCCCCACCACCCCGAGCUCCACGUCCAGCCAGACCAGCAAGGCCACGCUCACACCCGGCAGCUCUGGAGACGUGAGCGGUCCCUCCGACUCUCGGUCGACUCCUAAAGCCAUCAGUGACCUGGCGGCUCGACGCGCUCGACACCGUCUAAUGUCUGGAGACGCAGACAAACACUCCACCCCGAGCUCCAGACCCCUCAACAAGGUCAUCAAGUCGGCCUCAGCCACCACCCUGUCUCUCAUGAUCCCCUCAGACCACCACGGAGCGUCCCCCCUGGCCAGCCCCAUGUCCCCUCACUCGCUGUCGUCCAACCCGUCGUCUCGGGACUCGUCUCCGAGCCGGGACCUGUCUCCGGCCGUGACCAACGUCAAACCGGCCAUCGUCAUCCACAGGGCGGGGAAGAAGUACGGCUUCACCCUGAGGGCCAUCCGGGUCUACAUGGGGGACUCGGACAUCUACACCGUGCACCACAUGGUCUGGCAUGUGGAGGAGGGGGGGCCGGCCCACGAAGCAGGACUCAGGGAGGGAGACCUGAUCACUCACGUCAACGGGGAACCGGUCCACGGUCUGGUUCACACCGAGGUGGUGGAGCUCGUCCUCAAGAGCGGAGCCAAAGUGUCCAUCUCUGCCACCCCGUUUGAAAACACGUCCAUCAAAGUCGGUCCCGCCCGCAAGACGACCCACAAAGCCAAGAUGGCGCGACGCAACAAGAAGACCAAGACCAAGGAGGGGCAGGACAGCACUAAGAAGAAGACGUCUCUGUUCAGGAAGAUCACCAAGCAGGCGUCUCUGCUCCACACCAGCCGGAGCCUCUCCUCCCUCAACCGCUCCCUGUCUUCAGGGGAGAGCGGCCCCGGCUCCCCCACCCACAACCUGUCCCCCCGGAGCCCCACCCAGGGCUACAGGUCCACGCCAGACUCCGCCCACUCAGUGGGAGGAAACUCGUCCCAGAGCAGCUCCCCCAGCUCCAGCGUCCCAAACUCCCCGGCGAGCUCGGGCCACAUCCGGCCCAGCUCCCUGCACGGCCUGGCCCCCAAGCUCCAGCGCCAGUACCGCUCGCCCCGGCGCAAGUCAGCCGGCAACAUCCCCCUCUCGCCGCUGGCCCGCACGCCCUCCCCCACCCCGCAGAGCAGCUCCCCCCAGCGCUCGCCCUCGCCGCUGCCCGGCCACGCCCUGGGCCAGGCGGCGGCCGUGGGCCAGUCCUUCCCCGUGAAGCUCCACUCCUCCCCUCCCCUGGUGAGGCAGAUAUCCCGGCCCAAGAGCGCCGAGCCGCCGCGGUCGCCCCUCCUCAAGAGGGUGCAGUCGGCCGAGAAGCUCGCCUCCUCCCUCUCCAACGCCCCCUCCUCUCCGUCCGGGGCGGCGGCGGCGGCGGCGGAGAAGAAGAUGGCGGCGGGCGCCGGCGUCGGAAGCCGCAAACACAGUCUGGACAUCUCACAUUCGGACUUCAAGAAGGAGAUUCUGCAGAGGGAGCCGAGCUUACAGAGCCUCCAGGAGUCGGCCAGUGAGGGUCUGCUGUCCUCAGCAGGACGAGGGGUGGAGAAGGGCAGCCUGCAGAAGCCUUCUUCCUCCUCGUCCUCCUCCACCUCCUCCUCCUCCACCCCCUCCUCCUCCUCCUCCUCCAGGAAGUUGGGGCGUCAGGAAGGGGACGGGGCCGGGGCCCUGGGGUCGGUGUCCGGCUCGCUGGGUCUGGCCCCCGGGAAGAGCAAACUGAAGGACAAGCUGUCUGCGAUCCGCCAGGACCGGGCCGAGCGCAGGGAGUCGCUGCAGAAGCAGGACGCCAUCCACGAGGUGGACUCAUCCGAGGACGAGACGGACGAGGGGUCCGAGGACAGCCAGGACGGACGCAGGGGGGGGGCCACCUUCACCCCGCCCCCGCUGCUCAGACCCACCACUGUGAGGACGGGGCCCGGCGGCACCCUCCCGUCCCUCUGCCUGUCCCCCUGCACGCCCCACGCCACCUUCAGCCACACGGGCCCCCCCCAGGUCGGCCGGCCCACCCCCUCCCACCCUCCGCCCUCUGUGGCGGAGACGAAGCCGGGGCAGAGCCCCCCCAUGGCGGGAGAGAAAGCCGGGAGCUCGGCCCCCUCCCUGGAGCAGAGGAAGGCUCCUGAGGCUCCUCUCCCGUUCUCCACUCCGGGCAGCGCCUUCAUCUCAGUCAGCAAAGACACCUUCCUCAAGCCGACCCCCCCCCCGGACCUAAAGAGCCCCAAAGCCAGGACGGCGCCGUCGGAGCCCAGAGGAGAGGCCCCCACCUCGGACGCCCCCAGCAGAAGCACCGCCCCCUCUACGGAGACCCCCACCACCACCACCACCACCACGAGUUCUCCCGAGUGUAGAACCACCUCAGCUACAUCCGAGUCCAGCGCCGACGCCCCCCGCACCUCCUGCUCCUCCCCGGGCAUCCCCAAGCAAAAGAAGGAGGCCGACAACCGGAGGACGGCCGCCAGUCUGAGCGCCUCCUCCUCCUCCUCGUCCAGGUCCAGCUCCCCGGCCCCCCCCACCGAGUCCGGCGUGGACAGGGUCGUGUCCCAGCUGGCGACGGUGGCUAAGAGCGUCCUGGGUCCCGUCAAACUCAGCACCAAGGACCAGAAAGCGUCCGCACCCUCCGACCCCCUGAGCCUCCUCGCAACCCCUCAGUCGCCCCAGGUGUCCCCCACCAGGCAGAAAACUGAGCACACCGCUCCCCCCGCCCCCUCCCAAAGACCAACCAAGCCCCCCAUCCAGAAAGACUCUGCAGCAGCAGCAGCAGCAGCAUCAUCCUGCAAAGACGUCUCAGAACGGCCCCCGUCAGCCGCCCCCCCAGACCGCUCUGCUCCUGCCCAGCGGCCCCCCCUCCACACGACCCCGCCCGCCACUUCAACAGCAUCUGAGCCACAGCGUAAGGUAACGACGGCCGCCUCCACCACCACCACCACCACCACCACGUCUGCCCCCUCCCAACCAGACAAAGCGUCCAGGAAGACGACGUAGCAGCGAAGCUGCAGGAUGAAAAACGCUCGGUGGUUUUUAAAAGUCACACAAACUGCAUGUUUGGAAGAAAAGAUAUAAAGACUAUGAGUUGAUUUCACACUAAUCAGAUGGUGGAAGCCCCCCCCCCCCCCUCGACGUUCUGGUUCCUGCUUUUAGAUGAAAUGAGGCCACGAGGAGUUUGUUUCUCUCUCUGAAAACAUGCGCGGGGCAAGAAAUAGAAGAAGCUCACGUCCACGCAGACACGACUGGAAGACGAUCACAUCUCAGCAAUAAAUGCAUCAGCCGCGAGCUAACGAAGCUAACGAGGCUAACGAAGCUAACGAGGCUAACGGGGCUAAACUCAGUCCUUCUUCUUCUUCUCACCCCAGAUUAUCAGACUUGUACCAAACGCCUCGGUGAUGUUUACCGCUCCACAAAUCUCUGAAACUAAAACAACCAAAGUUUGACCAUAAAAAGACGUUUUUUUUUUUUUUGUUUUUUUUUAGCAGACGGCUGAGUCGUCUUCUCUCCGCUCUGCUCGGCUUCUUGGACGUAUUUGUCAGGGUUUGAGUUUCUCCGCGAGGCCACGGAUCUGAACCUGGUUCACUUUUUCUAUUUCUGCCCCGUGGAGCUCUGAGGGCGGCAGGACUUUUAUUCUUCGGUGUCUGGACCAACUUGCUGUGUCUUUGCCUCUGAUCCUGUAAAGUUUCGUUGUACGUGUGUGUGUGUGUGUGUGAGGGUGAGUGUGUGUGUGUGUGUGUGUGUGUGUCUGUGCAUGGUUUAUCUGUGUGUGUAUAUAUAUAUAAGAAUAUUUAAAGUUCUGUUUGUGCAUCUGUUUUAUACCCCGAGUGUGUGUUUGCGUGUUUUAGGGCCGAGCGUUACAGUUCUAGUCACGUUUUUCUAGUUUCAGGUCCAGAAACAAAAAGUCCCAUCGAGUCCGAACCACACGACCGUGGAGAAUCUCUCUGUUUACAUUUAGUUUGUGUAGUUUUUUUUGUUCCAGCGCGUCCGGGCGUGACCUCUGACCAGAAUGUCGUGUGUUCGUAUUUUAGUCGUGUGAUGACGAGGUCGCCUGCGAUGGACGACGACUGAUCCGCUCAGACUCGUCUCUGCGCUCACACUUGAACAGAAUCUUUUUUUUUUUUUAUUAUCAUUAUUAUUUUUUUAGUUUUUGUCGUAGAUAAUCCGACCACGUUGGAUGUUUUUCACACAGGCAACUCAAAAAAAAAAAAAAAAAAGAAAUGUUGCAGAGAAAUGCAGCUCGGAACAAAAAGAAAAGGAAUCAGAUUUCAGAGUGAACCGGGACAGAUUUGUGAGCAGCACAUUUAUACCCGUAUGUAAAUCUACAUGUAAAUAAAUCAAAGCGACUCUGGAUUCAGAUUUGAUUCAGAUUCGUUAAAACAGAUCCGCACUCUUUCACUGAUGCUUAAAGAAACAGUCAAAUCUAAACCUAAAUGGAACAUUUCACGGUUUCAUGAUCCACUUUCUUCGUGAUUUGUAUGAAUACUUGAUUCAGUUUGAACCACGUGAGUCUCUGAAACGUUCUCCUCCAUCAUCUCAGUCUGAACUAAGAACGCGUCAGUUUGCUGCACAGACUCGUAUCAUAUUCACUUCUAAUGCAGCAGAACCACUUCCACUGAUGAUUCAUCGCCUCCCUCUGGCUCCUCCCUCUGGCUCCUCCCUCUGGCUCCUCCCUCUGGCUCCUCCCUCCGUCUCCAUGGUCACGGUUUAUCUGACCUCCAGCUCUGAAGACCAGGACCAACAAACCAGUUCAUCAAACCACCUCCACAACAAAUGUUUUCGCUUUUUCUGCAAAAAACUAAGACGCUAAAAGUGAAACAUUCAUGCAACAGUUUCACCCAAAUAGUUUUUUAAAAAAAAACAUUUGUGCAGCGUUUGAUUUAUGCAACAAAUCUGUCCCCGCGUUCCCUCCGUCCCAUCGUCUCCACUGAAUCUGGACCGAGACCUCGCGUUGGACGAGGAGCCUUAUCACCACUGAGUCUGAACCACCGCUUGUUUCCAUGUGCAGUCGGUCCGUUAACCUCGUAUCUGUGUGUGAGCGGCAGCAAAGACGACGGCAGUAUUUCCAAACUGUGUGUGUGUGUGUGUGUGUGUGUGUGUUUGUUUUUUAAGAGCGACUAAAAGGAGGAGGAGGAGGAGGAGGAGGAGGAGGAAGAGUCGACUGCACCGUAAAAGCUUGAGAAAGGGUUUAAGAGACAGAAAACAUCGCUAGAGUAAAACCAGUGCAAUAUCUUUUUAUUUUUUAAUGUGGUAAAAGCAUGUUGUUGUCAAUCUUACCUUACAACAAUAAUAAAGUUUUUUUUUUUUAUCUA